CUUUCAAUUCUUCUUCUCAGACAUUUUUUUUUGGAACAGAGUCUUCUCAAGACAUUUAAUCUUUCUCUUUUCCUGUUAAACAAAAACAAUAAUCAGAUCUCUAAUUGUGUUCUUGAUCUCGUGAAAAACAAAGAAAUUAAAACAGAAACUAGAUUUGAUCUCUAAACACGAGAGAGACAUGGGAGGUGCGGUGACGAAAUCUGAUGCUCAAGAAUGGGUUCCAGAGACAAAACUAGAGGCUAAGAUCAAAGAAGCCAUGCAACGCAGGGAAUCUAAAGGCACCACAACGAAAUCUUUCAACAGUAUUAUCCUCAAGUUCCCAAAGAUCGACGAGGGUCUAAGAAACUGCAAAGCCAUUUUCCAAGAGUUUGAUGAGGAUUCAAAUGGGUCUAUUGAUCACUCUGAGCUAAAGAACUGUUUCAGGAAGCUAGAGAUCUCGUUUGAAGAAGAAGAAGAGAUAAAUGAUUUGUUUCAGGCUUGUGAUAUUAACGAAGAUAUGGAGAUUGCAUUUACUGAGUUCAUUGUUCUUCUCUGCCUUGUCUACCUUCUUAAAGACGAUUCAUCCACUCUCCAAAAGAAAUGGAGACUGGGAAUGCCAAAGCUGGAACCAACGUUUGAGACGUUAGUGGACACGUUCGUGUUCCUUGACGAGAACAAGGAUGGACAUGUGAGCCGUGAGGAGAUGUUCAGAGCCAUUGAUGAAUCUGGAGAACGUUCCUCAGGGAGGAUUGCAAUGAAGAGAUUUGAGGAAAUGGACUGGGACAAGAAUGGAAUGGUGAACUUCAAAGAGUUUUUGUUCGCAUUUACUCAGUGGGUUGGGAUAGAUGAGAAUGAAGAUGAUGAUGACGAUAACAAGGCUUGA
This is a messenger RNA of Eruca vesicaria subsp. sativa (arugula), 862 nucleotides long. Lineage: Eukaryota; Viridiplantae; Streptophyta; Magnoliopsida; Brassicales; Brassicaceae. The record is from the annotation of a GenBank genome assembly.